This is a messenger RNA of Symbiodinium sp. CCMP2592, 729 nucleotides long. Lineage: Eukaryota; Dinophyceae; Suessiales; Symbiodiniaceae. The record is from the annotation of a GenBank genome assembly.
AUGGAGCUCUGGCUGAACCAGGAUAACCUGGAGAACUCCCUGGGGACUAGCUGUGGGUGGCUUAUACUGGCCAUCGUACUCCUCUUCACGGGGAUUGCUCGCCUGUCUGGAAUUUUCUGGGGCCGCCUCACGGACAUCCGCCUGGGUCUGUCCGAGUUGACCGAUACUUGUGCUUUAUUGGGGUCACAGCUGGAAGCCUGGAAUGCAACUCAUGCGGAGACCUUCAAGAGUCUCGAGACGAGCAUCCUGGCUCUGCUUCAAGACCACCGCAGGGCGGUGGUGUGUGAGCCUCAAGGUUUCUUGCAGCCACUACUCCUGGAGAACUGGAACCGCACUCGCCUGGACAUCCUCCAACAAAUCCGACUGUUGGGAUUAGAGCUCCAGGAUAUGAGAGAAACGAUGGGCAACCUCAUCAAAGUUCAAGCUCUGAUACGAAAGUCGCUCAUCCCCGUCACCACGGAUACUCCUGGUGAUAUUCGUGAGAUCAACGGGCACCUGACCAUGAUCAGAGAAGGUAUCGAAAUGGAUACUCAAGGCUUACUCGGAGCAGUUCAGGGUAUGGAGGAACGACUGCAACGUGUUCGUCAAGAACUACGGAACCAACCCACCUUGCAUCCGCAGUUUCAGUCCGAGGUCCUAAUGCAGCUGUCUGUCAUCCGUGCACAGCUUAACAUGGGCACACGAGCCGAUGACUCGGUGCUGCCAGGAUCGCCUCCGCCAUGGGCUUGA